This is a messenger RNA of Lactuca virosa, 969 nucleotides long. The record is from the annotation of a GenBank genome assembly. Lineage: Eukaryota; Viridiplantae; Streptophyta; Magnoliopsida; Asterales; Asteraceae.
AUGUUCUUCAGCAAGAUAAUGAAAGAAGCUUCUGAUAUAAUGGGGUGUAUUAGCUCUAGAGUCAGACAUCUUGUCCAGCUUCAUUGCAAUACUGUGGAAGGGCAGAUGUUAAUCAAAUAUGUUAUCAUGAAUGCUAUAGCUCUUAGGAAAAUUCUUAAGAAAUACGACAAAGUGCACAACUCUGUAAGUGGCAUGAACUUCAGGUCUAAGCUGCAGGAUGAACACUUGGAGAUCUUACAAUCACCAUGGUUGAUUGAACUAGUGGCUUUUUAUAUGAAUUUCAGUGAAUCAAAUGAAAUGAUCUGCUAUGAGCUUUGUAGUUCUUUCUCUUAUGAUCUCAGUGUUAUAAUUUCAGAACCUGUAUUGAAAUUGGUGCUUCCAGAUUAUGUAAAAGGUUUUUCACAUGUUAACAUCAACACAUGGUUGGUUGUUUUACCUCAUAUCAUUGCAACAAUCCACUCAAAUAAUCAUGCUGUGAGAGAGUUGAUACAAUCUCUUCUCGUUCGCAUAGGACAAAGCCAUCCACAUGCUCUUAUGUACCCUCUUCUUGUCGCCUGUAAGUCAAUAAGCAAUUUGAGGAAGGUUGCAACUCAGGAAGUGGUUGACAAAGUGAGGAAACACAGUGGUCUGUUGGUUGAUCAGGUUUUAGAACCAUUGCAUGAAAUUCUUGAAGAAGGUGCCAAGAGAAACAACACAACCAUAAAAGAGAAAGCUUUUAUUCAGUCAGUUUCUCCAGAAUUAGUAGAGUGUCGUGACUUAGAGCUUACUGUUCCUGGAACUUAUUGGGCAGACACUCUCCUGCAAAUUCAAAAGGAAGAUGGCACAGGCAAGGAGUAUCCUUUGGGAGCUGCCCUUGAGCCCACCAAAAAUACUUUGAUUCAAGACAAUAUAAAACUCUUAUUGUUUUUUUUAUCAAGAGUUGGGAUUGAUAUUAAAGCUAAGAGACAUGAUGAUUGGUUGGAUACAUGA